AUGGAGAACAUGCACGAGGAGGAAGCAGACAACCAAGUCCGAUCGUGGGCAGCCAGCUCUUGGCCGGACUUCAGCCAGCUCUCGGACAAUUGUGCGACCUGCGGGCUGGAGCCGGGCGAUGGUGUCCGGUUCCUCACGUGCGCCUCCUGCUUGACGCCGCGCUACUGCUCGAAGCAGUGCCAGGCGGACGGAUGGAAGCAGUCCAAGCACGGGCACAAGUUCUCCUGCGCCGCCAAGCUGGGCCUGCCCACGCCCGCGACGGUGGCCCAGGCUCCGAUGUCCGCUGUCCUGCAAGUCCUGAAGGAGUACCGGUGGAGCGCCGAGGUGCGGGUCGCGUGCCUACUCCGCGUAGACGCGCUGGCGGCAGACCAGUCCGCGCUCCAAACCCCCGGCCUGGCGGAGGCGAUGGCGGCUGCCCUGAGCUACGACUGCGGGCACGGCGCGGGCAGACCGGACUGGCAGCGGAGGUGCGGCAUGCUGGCGAGCCGGCUCUGCUGCGAGGCGCUGGGCAAGAUGGCGGCCGCCGGGCCCGUCGCCUUCGGGCGCGUGCUGGGCGCGGGUGCCGUGCCGGCCCUCGUCAAGACGGCGACGGCGUGCCUCGGCCACCGUGACCGCGCGGCUCUGCACACGGCGCUGGCCGGCCUGAGCAACGUGUCCAUGGAAGACGACGGUGAGGAGUGCGUGCGUGCCGAGGGCGGGAUGCAGCUGGCGAAGCGCGCGAUGGCGGCCUUCCCGCGGAACAGCCAGAUCCAGUCGGUGUGCUGCGCUCUGCUCCGCAACCUUGUUGCUCCGGACGACGCGCUCGUGAUUGAGGUUAUGGAUGCGGACGCGAUCGAUUUGGUGGCUAACGCUUAUCGCGCGUUCCCUCGCGUGUGCGCCGGUGACGUGCUGAGAAACCUGCUCUUAGCGCGGCCAAAGGACGAGGCUGUAGCCGCCAAGUGCCUUUCGGUUUGUGUGCAGUUGGGGUUUGUGCGGGUAUGCGAUGGCAAGCUUGAAGCCGUUCCCGCUUGA
Messenger RNA from Emiliania huxleyi CCMP1516, 1011 nucleotides. RefSeq lists its product as hypothetical. The transcript has a single exon. The record is from RefSeq and is a predicted model, not a curated record. NCBI's taxonomy places the organism in Eukaryota, Haptophyta, Isochrysidales, Noelaerhabdaceae. The coding region runs from base 1 to 1011 and encodes 336 amino acids.